AUGGAAAACUACAUACAACAAGCAAAAACAGAAGAAAAAAAUACAAUUCAGUAUUAUGUCGACAAAUGCAAAUUAUUUUACGGAAUUACAAUGUGCUGGGUUAAUCUAACCGCAAUUGCUAUAAUCUUAGGACCAGUACUUCUAUCUCAGCCCUUUCCCAUCGUAGUGCGUUAUCCAUUUCAUGUGAACUAUCAGCCGCUAAAUACUAUUAUCUAUCUGCAUCAUACGAUGGCCGUUUAUCAGAGCAAUGUGCAUGUUUGUGCUAAUGUUUUCUUAGCUCUUUUGCUUUGGUUCGUGGCGGCUAGGUUUGAAAUUUUGUCGCACAAGUUCCAGCAAGUUACUAACUUCUCGGAGUUCAUGAUCUGUAUAAAGUUGCAUCAACAACUGUUACGAUAUGCGAAAGAUGUUACUAGGGCUGUUAGAUACAUAGCAUUAUCAUCGAUAGGAUUCAGCACCUCAGCAGUGGUAUUUAGUGGUCUUAUCUUUUUAAGCAAAUCACCGUUAACCAUAAAGGCUCAAUUUUUUACUGUGGCUGCAUCUUCGCUUGUAGAAGUCUUCAUCUGCGCAUGGCCAGCUGAUUAUUUGUUGAGAAUGAGUUAUGAUAUUAGUCAGGCUGUGUACCAUUCCAUAUGGUACAAUAAAGGAUUAGCUCUGCAAAAGGAUUCGUUGUAUAUUGUGUUGCGAAGUCAACAGCCUGUAACUGUUACCGUUCCAUGUAUGCUGCCCACUCUCUCGCUUAGUUACUACGCCUCAUAUUUGUCAACGGCAUUUUCUUACUUGACGACCUUCCGAGCAGUAUUUGUAGAAAAUGACUAA
Messenger RNA from Pseudomyrmex gracilis, 816 nucleotides. Its product is annotated as odorant receptor 49b-like. Gene Ontology annotation, molecular function: olfactory receptor activity; odorant binding. The coding region runs from base 1 to 816 and encodes 271 amino acids. The transcript is spliced from 5 exons. The record is from RefSeq and is a predicted model, not a curated record. Lineage: Eukaryota; Metazoa; Arthropoda; Insecta; Hymenoptera; Formicidae. Gene Ontology annotation, biological process: detection of chemical stimulus involved in sensory perception of smell; sensory perception of smell. Gene Ontology annotation, cellular component: plasma membrane.